AUGCUGCUCGAUGUUGAUAUCUUCAAAACUGAUGAUGAUCUACUUAAAACAUUUCCGAGCGCUGCACCGAAGAUCGAAGUUGAAAAAUUCCAACUUCAGGAUGACGGCACUAACAGUCUUUAUCCACCAUCACCUCCUGAAACGAAGCCAAGUCGCGCCGACCUUGCUAAUGAUCUUCUGCAGCAGCUAGAAAAUAACUGCAAACAAGAAAACAUCUUUCCCAACUGGCUCGAAGAGAAGGUGGAGCUUCCAAUCUUUGAAAACAUCAGUCAAGUGCCAGAACGCGUUGAGGCGCCGUUGCAAGCCGCGCCAGUGCCUCCAGCGGUCUCCUACCACAGUCAUGUGGUGCCACAGCCGACGGAAGAACUUCUACGUGAAUUCGAAUCCGUGUAUGGCGCGGUGGAGCUGACUCAUCUUACCCCGCCGCAGAGUCCGCCUGGCCCUGCUACUCAGUUGCUGCUGAGUUACGCACAGCAAGCUCAAUAUGCUCCUCUUGCUCCCACACUUCCUUUGCAAGCUGCUCAAGAUCAAUGGCCUGUCGCGCAUACGUCGUCAGUGUUGCCAGCUGAAUACGAUUGCGAUCUCCAAGCUGUUGAAGAGCUGGUUCGUCAUCGCGCAGCUCUAUUAUCAUCCCCUCAAUGUUCAGCCGACAGUGGUAGUGUUUCGCCUCGUUCUUCACCACCCUCGUCGCCGCGUUCGUCGUCAACUGACGAAGAAUGGUCUGCUCCGUCUCGACCUAAACCUUAUUCUCGGAAUGUAGAUGACCGUCGUUCGCGCAAAAAGGAGCAGAAUAAGAAUGCUGCCACCCGCUAUCGUCAGAAGAAAAAGGCCGAGAUUGAAGUUCUGCUUAAUGAAGAGCAGCAGCUGCGUCAGCGCCACACAGAGCUUGGCGACAAAUGUUCAGAUCUUCAGCGUGAGAUUCGUUAUCUAAAGGGCCUUAUGCGCGACCUUUUUAAGGCUAAAGGCUUAAUAAAGUAA
Messenger RNA from Parnassius apollo (apollo), 978 nucleotides. NCBI's taxonomy places the organism in Eukaryota, Metazoa, Arthropoda, Insecta, Lepidoptera, Papilionidae. The record is from the annotation of a GenBank genome assembly.